Molecule: messenger RNA, 282 nt
Organism: Prunus armeniaca (apricot)
Lineage: Eukaryota; Viridiplantae; Streptophyta; Magnoliopsida; Rosales; Rosaceae
Source: the annotation of a GenBank genome assembly
AUGAUGACGUGUAUAAUUUUGCACAACAUGAUUGUGGAGGAUGAGUACGAAUAUGUUGAAGAGGAAUAUGAUGAUGAGGAUAUGUGUCCACAACGAUCCAGGAAGGCCAGAGCAAGACAGUAUGAGCUGGAGCCAAGCAUUACAUACGAGUACCACCAAGAUAGGCAGACUCUCUCUAGUUACAUGAUUCGUCAUAAUAGAGUUCGAUCUCCACAUGUGCAUCAUAGUCUCCGAUAUGAUUUGAUCGAUCACCUUUGGAGGAGCUUUGGAGAUUGUGAAUGA